AUGGCGUUUAAGUUGUCGUUACUAAUCGUUGCUUCAUUUCAAAUUGUCACAAUACAUUCGGUACAGUUUGUAAUACAAAACAAUAUUCCAGGACCAAUCGAGGUCGGAAUUCAAGGCAAUGCCGGUCAUCCUCACCUUCACAAUGGAGGCUUUCCUUUAAAUCCCGGACAAGAGAUCACCAUAGACGCACCGAACGAGUGGGCCGGAAGGUUUUGGGCGAAGACGUGGUGCGUUAACGGACAUUGCCAAACUGGCGAUUGUGGAGGUAGGGUGGAAUGUGCGGGUGCAGGUGGUGUUCCUCCGGUAACUUUAGUCGAAAUUACCCUGCGCGGAGCAGGAAAUCAAGAUUUUUACGACGUUUCCCUAGUCGACGGUUUCAAUGUCCUAGCCUCGAUUACACCUGAGAACGGUCAAGGCAAAUGUGAAAGCGUGUGGUGCAGCUUUAACCUUAAUCAGGGAUGUCCUAACGAUUUGAAGAAGAUCGGAGGUAACGGAAAUGACGUAGUUGGUUGCUAUUCUUCCUGUUUGAAGUACAACACCGAUCAGUUCUGCUGCCGAGGAACUUUUAACAAUCCACAAACGUGCAAACCCGAAAAUAUGCCUCAACCGAACUCGGCCGGUUAUUUCAAGCAUUUUUGUCCACGAUACUACAGCUACGCCUACGAUGACCCUACGAGUACGUUUACAUGCUUAGCGAACCGCUACAGGAUAUCAUUUCAUUAGUGUCUGAUUUGAAUA
This is a messenger RNA of Photinus pyralis (common eastern firefly), 738 nucleotides long. Its product is annotated as pathogenesis-related protein 5-like. Gene Ontology annotation, biological process: defense response. The transcript has 3 exons. Gene Ontology annotation, cellular component: extracellular region. Lineage: Eukaryota; Metazoa; Arthropoda; Insecta; Coleoptera; Lampyridae. The record is from RefSeq and is a predicted model, not a curated record. The coding region runs from base 1 to 723 and encodes 240 amino acids.